AACCCUCUCCAAUUUAUCAACAUCCUUCUUGAAUUGUGAAAACCACAAUUGUGAUCUGGCGAAUACCCCAGACAGCUCUUUUAAACUUGUUAAGAUUUGGGUGCAAGUUAUCUGGACUAGCUAUUUUAAAAAUGUCUGUCUUUAGUAGCUUCUGUUUAACAUCCUCCAGAGAUACUAAUAGAAUGGAAAGUGUGUUAUCACCACAUGAUGAGACUGCAUCAUCUGAUUUUUUCCCAAAUGAAGAACAGAAUUAUUUAAUGACUAUCUCUGCCUUUUCUGCAUUAUUAUUGAUAAUUCUACCAUUUCCAUCAAGUAAUGGAUGAAUAGUAUUAUCAGGAUUCUUUUUGUUCCUAAUGUAUUUUUAAAAAAAUCCUUAUUGUCCUUAACUUUGCUAGGCAUAGGUUUCUGCUGGCUUCUCUUAUUAAUUUUUUUACAAUUCCUGACUUAUGAUUUAUAGUCAUUACUAUCAACUAAAAUCUAAACAAUCCAAAAUAUUUAAAAACAAUUGUCUCUUGGAAGAGCUUUCCAAGGAAGAAAAGGAAAUCCAUGAUAUCCAAAAAAUGAAAGCAAAGAAGGAAGCUAAUGAUAAAUUAUUAAUAGAAUGCAAUGAUCAUGAUAUACAUGAAGUAGAUUGUGCAGAUAAAAUGGUUAAUGGCACGGAUGCAGAUUAUGAAUAUGAAGAAAUUACACUUGAAAGGGGAAAUUCAGGGCUUGGCUUUAGCAUUGCAGGUGGUACGGACAACCCACACAUUGGGGAUGACUCAAGUAUUUUCAUUACAAAAAUCAUAGCAGGGGGUGCAGCUGCUCAGGAUGGAAGAUUACGGGUUAACGAUUGCAUAUUACGAGUAAAUGAUGUGGAUGUUCGUGAUGUGACACACAGCAAAGCAGUUGAAGCAUUAAAGGAGGCAGGAUCCAUUGUGCGGUUGUAUGUCAAAAGAAGAAAACCAGUCACAGAAAAAAUAAUGGAGAUAAAACUUGUGAAAGGGCCGAAAGCAGGACUUGGGUUCAGCAUAGCUGGUGGUGUUGGAAAUCAGCAUAUUCCUGGUGACAACAGUAUCUAUGUAACUAAAAUUAUUGAAGGAGGUGCAGCACAUAAAGAUGGCAAACUUCAGAUUGGAGACAAACUUCUAGCUGUGAACAGUGUUUGCUUAGAAGAAGUUACACAUGAAGAAGCAGUGACUGCCUUAAAAAACACAUCUGAUUUUGUUUAUCUGAAAGUUGCCAAACCCACCAGCAUGUUCAUGAAUGAUAGUUAUGCCCCUCCAGACAUCACAAACUCUUAUUCUCAACCAGUGGAUAAUCAUAUCAGUCCAGCUACCUACUUGGCACAAUCUUUGCCACCAUCAUCACCAGGAAGAUAUUCCCCAAUUCCCAAGGGAGUGGUUGGAGGUGAUGAGAUAACCAGAGAACCUAGAAAAGUUGUCCUACAUCGUGGAUCAACAGGGCUCGGUUUCAACAUUGUGGGAGGGGAAGAUGGAGAAGGAAUUUUCAUUUCUUUCAUUCUCGCAGGAGGGCCUGCUGAUCUGAGUGGCGAGCUCAGGAAAGGAGACCGUAUAAUUUCGGUAAAUGGUGUAGACCUUAAAGCUGCAACCCAUGAGCAAGCAGCAGCAGCCUUGAAGAAUGCAGGCCAAGCAGUAACCAUUGUUGCACAAUACCGUCCAGAAGAAUACAGUCGUUUUGAAGCUAAAAUACAUGACUUACGGGAGCAGAUGAUGAACAGUAGCAUUAGCUCAGGAUCAGGAUCUCUGCGGACCAGCCAGAAGAGGUCCCUAUAUGUCAGAGCUCUCUUUGACUACGACAAGACUAAAGACAGUGGCCUUCCCAGCCAGGGACUGAACUUCAAAUUUGGCGACAUCCUCCAUGUCAUUAAUGCUUCUGAUGAUGAGUGGUGGCAGGCACGACAGGUGACACCAGAUGGAGAAAGUGAUGAAACUGGAGUGAUUCCAAGCAAACGGAGGGUUGAGAAGAAAGAAAGAGCCCGCUUAAAGACAGUGAAAUUUAAUUCCAAAAUGAGAGGAGAUAAAGGGCAGUCAUUCAAUGACAAGCGUAAAAAGAACCUCUUUUCCCGAAAAUUUCCCUUCUACAAGAACAAGGACCAGAGUGAGCAAGAAACCAGUGAUAUUGACCAACAUGUAACCUCUAAUGCCAGCGAUAGUGAAAGUAGUUACCUUAUCUUGAUUACAGAUGAGUAUGGUUGUUCAAAAGGUGGCCAAGAAGAAUACGUCUUGUCUUAUGAACCAGUCAGCCAACAAGAAGUCAAUUACACUCGGCCAGUGAUUGUUUUGGGACCCAUGAAAGACAGAAUAAAUGAUGAUUUAAUCUCAGAAUUUCCAGACAAAUUUGGAUCAUGUGUUCCACAUACUACCAGACCAAAACGAGAUUAUGAGGUGGAUGGCCGGGAUUACCACUUUGUCACCUCUCGAGAGCAAAUGGAGAAGGAUAUUCAGGAUCACAAAUUCAUUGAGGCUGGCCAGUACAACAAUCACCUUUAUGGAACAAGUGUCCAGUCAGUGCGGGAAGUAGCAGAAAAGGGGAAACACUGCAUUCUUGAUGUUUCUGGCAAUGCGAUCAAGAGGUUGCAGAUAGCCCAGCUGUACCCAAUCUCCAUUUUUAUUAAACCCAAAUCAGUGGAAAACAUCAUGGAAAUGAACAAACGUUUAACAGAGGAGCAAGCCAGGAAGACCUUUGAGAGAGCCAUGAAACUGGAGCAAGAAUUUACUGAACAUUUCACAGCUAUUGUCCAAGGAGACACGCUGGAAGAGAUAUACAACCAGGUGAAGCAGAUCAUAGAAGAACAGUCUGGGCCUUACAUCUGGGUACCAGCAAAGGAAAAAUUAUGAAAAUUGAAAUAUUUUUGUUUUCGUUUUCUAACUGACAUUACCUACUCAUUGACAACUUGUAACCCUUUUCAGUGGAGCCUGCCUCUAGCUCUUUCCAAUGUGGGUCACACACUAAACAUCACAUUCUGCAGUUCCCAAAAUUUUCUUACAUUUGGUGUCUCUCUUAGUUUGAAUAAUUUGUAUUAUUGUGUGGUAGUGUUCAUUUGACAUUUUUCAAACAUGAAGGUCAAAUGGCCUGACCAGCCAUUAAGGUAGAGUUGGGGAAUUAUAUGGUAAAAUUCCUUAAUGUUUAAGGGAAAGUACAUUUCAGAGGUUCUCAGAAAAGAUUUGUGUACAUUCUUUUAAAAUUUCAUAGCAUAUGAAAAAAAAGUCAUCUUACCCAACGAUGUAAAUUGUGAGCAACUUUUCACACUUAAUUAUAAUAGCAUGGGUUGGCCAAGGCAUUUGAUUUCAAGUUUUAGUUUGUGAGUUGGCUUUCUGUUGUCACAGCAAAUAUUUUUCUUUAUAGGCAGUUAAUGUAACUUUUUUUAAAUUUCUAAAUUAAUGUAUUCAUUAACUUCUUUAAUUCACAAGGGAUAUUCAUUUUCAGAAUUUCAUAAUGAUAUUCUUAUAGUCUAUUUUUAUUCAUUUUUUGCAUGUACAGUCGAAAACAUGUUUAGGUGCUAGGGAAGCUUGUAUUUUACAAAUGAAUAGCAAAUUUUCAUUGGCAGCAAAGCAGAAAACACUUGCAGUGAUGGAUGAUCAUUAAGGCAAUAAGAAGAGAGUCAGAUGUGUAGAUUAAAACUGUGUGUCUCCUUAGAGGUAUCAGAUUUUAAUGAAUAUUUUACCCACAACAAUUGCCUAUUUUGUUAUAAAACUUUCUUUAACUAUAAACUCUGUAACUAUGGGAAUUAUUUUCUUUACAUAGUUGCGCACACAUAUAUAUAUAAUAUAUAUAAUUUUCUUUUCCCACCUACUCCUAGCUUUUCUUUUUUUGUUUUUGUUUUGAGAAUAAAUAUAAAAUAAAAUUUAUCUUCCUUAAUCAUGUGAAAUGAAAUGGGGUAUGGUGGCUGGGUAAAACAUCUGAGGGAUAUUAGCUACAAGAAAAAAAUAUGGGCAAGUUCUCCUCUUUUCUACAAACAAUUUUAGAGGUUUGGUUUUGGUUUUUUUUUCUUUUCCAUGUGAUGUGCAUGUUUUAACCAAUGGAGGAUUUCAGAGUCAACAGUCGAGUUUUUAUGUACAUCUCAGACUGCAUCUGUGUCAUAUCUUCCAUGGUGGCUCUGCACUGGAGAGACACAGGCCUCUGAGCUGAGCAAUUAUAAAUACAUUUCUGCAAAAUAUAGAACUAACAUUAUUCAUUCCAUUUGUCAGAAAGAGGAGAACAGCUAAUAAAGUUUAUUGUACAAC
This is a messenger RNA of Chelonoidis abingdonii (Abingdon island giant tortoise), 4226 nucleotides long. It is a transcript of the gene DLG1, whose product is annotated as discs large MAGUK scaffold protein 1. Gene Ontology annotation, molecular function: ionotropic glutamate receptor binding; protein kinase binding. NCBI's taxonomy places the organism in Eukaryota, Metazoa, Chordata, Testudines, Testudinidae. The record is from RefSeq and is a predicted model, not a curated record. Gene Ontology annotation, biological process: receptor localization to synapse; cell-cell adhesion; regulation of postsynaptic membrane neurotransmitter receptor levels. Gene Ontology annotation, cellular component: basolateral plasma membrane; postsynaptic density membrane; neuromuscular junction.